Messenger RNA from Alnus glutinosa, 1679 nucleotides. RefSeq names its product F-box protein At4g00755-like. Gene Ontology annotation, molecular function: protein binding. The coding region runs from base 296 to 1375 and encodes 359 amino acids. The transcript is spliced from 6 exons. The record is from RefSeq and is a predicted model, not a curated record. NCBI's taxonomy places the organism in Eukaryota, Viridiplantae, Streptophyta, Magnoliopsida, Fagales, Betulaceae.
UUUAUGUUCCGUGUAACUUCGCUUUUUGGAAUUUGUUUUUUGAAUGAAUGAAGAUGGAGUUUCUGUUAAUUUUUUUUUUACUAAAUAGGCUUGGUCGCUGUCGUUUUUUGGCUACCUUUCACUCAAUCCAUCACUCUCGGUUACGAUUAUCGCCAACAACCUCUCUCUCUCUCUCUCUCUCUCUCUCUCUCUCUGAGUUUGGGCGUCAUAGAGACACUUCCUUGUUGAUGAACAAAGGCUUUGAAGGUUGGACAGACAACUGGGUUUGGCUUAUAAUUUGGAGUAGUUACUUGACAUGGAAGCUCGUAUGGAUUUAUUGGAUCAGCUUGGCCCCAACCUGUCUUCGGAGAUUCUAACGUAUUUGGAGGAUCCGUCUGAUCUUUUCCGUGCUAGUUUCGUCUCACGGUCUUGGCGACAUUGUGUAAUUGCAAAUGGUCUUUGGAAGCAGUUCUGCUUGCGAAUGUUUCCUCAGUUAUCUAGAGUUGCUCGUGUUAUUGAAUUGAACAAUGGCAGCGAAAAAGAGCUUGUUGAAGUCGGAUCUAGCUAUCAAAUGGAAUGGGAAUCUUUGAAAAGGGAUGAUAGGGUCUAUGCUCUUUUAGCUCGAUAUUGUACAUCAUUUCUUGUUGGGAAUUGCAUUUCACAAGCAAUUAGUGCAUCUAGCACUGAUAAUUAUCCAGAGGAAAGCAUUGAAAAUACUCUACAACCAGCAGAUGUUGUUGAACGGAGGGCUUCGUACUGGUCAAGUAAAGGACAAAGUAAUCCUGCGAUACCUGAGACACUAAUAUACAAGUUGGCCAGUGAGUUGUGUGUUGUUACUGAGAUCAAUAUACGCCCUUUCCAAGUUUACUUUCAUUUCGGUUUACCUAUAUGUUCGGCUAGAUCUGUGCGAUUUCGAAUGGGUCAUCCCAAAAGCCUUGCGGAUGUAGGGAGUGAUCUCCCUGGUGACUCAUUUCCUGGUUCUGCUGAUGACAAGUUCGUAUGGACCUACACUUCGCAAGAAUUUCCAAUGGCUCAGGAAUGCGAGUUGCAGAAGUUCAAGCUUCCAGAACCUGUUCUUUGUGUUGGAGGAAUUUUGCAGAUUGAGUUGCUGGGUAGUGUCCACAGAUGUGACAUAGAUGGCCUAUUCUAUAUAUGCAUAUCUUAUGUUCAAGCUGUGGGGCGGUCCUUAUCACCAGCAUUUGGUGUAGAAAUUCUUGAACCAUCUGGGAAGUUUGUCUUGAAGAAUGACAUGAAGCACAAGCCUCAUACCCACCCGAGCUUACCUGAGGAUGAGCCCGGUGAAAUCUCUGCUGAUCUCUUGCAGAGACGUCUCAGGGAAAUGUUAUAUGAAUUUGGUGAAGAGGAAAACGAAGCAUGGGACGCAGAUGAUCUCUGAAUUUGUUAUAUAUUGUAUCUACUUAAUCACAACCCCCCCUCCCUCCUUUUCCAAAACAAAACAAGGGAUGCUAUUGAACUGAAUUUGGCUCAAGUUUCUUGUCUCUUAAGGCCUUUCCAUAUGAAGGAUUAUAUCAGAAAAUCCUUCUUUCUUCCUAUGCAGUCCUUCUAUCAAGAGUUGUAUAGCCUUGAAUAUUGUUUUUUUCUCGUGUAGUGGUAUUAACGAUAUUGUAAGUCUUUUUCCUAUUAGAAAUUGUUAAGACAUUACUUAUCAAAAAAAAUAUAUUGUUAAGACUUUACGUCUA